Messenger RNA from Aspergillus tanneri, 3690 nucleotides. RefSeq lists its product as uncharacterized. Gene Ontology annotation, biological process: carbohydrate metabolic process. The record is from RefSeq and is a predicted model, not a curated record. The transcript has 10 exons. Bases 1 to 3690 code for a protein of 1229 amino acids. NCBI's taxonomy places the organism in Eukaryota, Fungi, Ascomycota, Eurotiomycetes, Eurotiales, Aspergillaceae. Gene Ontology annotation, molecular function: hydrolase activity, hydrolyzing O-glycosyl compounds; chitin binding.
AUGUCGGAAUAUCACCGGCUACUGGCGGUGUUUGUACUGCUUUGUUGCCUGGCAUUGUCUGUGCUGGCGCAAGAAUGCAGCAAGGACAAGCCCUGUGCAACUGGAUGUUGUUCGAAGGAUGGCUUCUGUGGAACGACGCCAGACCACUGUGGGGAAGGAUGUGUUGCGAACUGCGACUUCAAGCUGGCCUGCGAUGCGAAUAACCCUUGUGAGAUUGGAUGCUGUUCUAAGUUCGGGUUCUGUGGCCUGGGACCUGAAUUCUGUGCGAAGGAUAUCUGUGUCUCUGGAUGUGGCAGGAAAGGUGAAUGUGAUCACGGUUGGGGAUUAAAGUGGUCGGAGAAGUCACGGUGCCCGCUGAAUGUGUGUUGUUCGGACUUUGGCUUCUGUGGCACCACCAAAGAAUUCUGCGGCAAUACCACAGUUAAACACGAGACAUGUUCCAAGGACCGCUACCUCACACGCGUCGUGGGCUACUUUGAAGGCUGGGCCAGUCGGCGCCCCUGUAAUGAUUUCUGGCCCGAGCAGAUCCCUCUCGGUGUUUAUAGCCACAUUAACUUUGCCUUUGCCACGAUUAAGCCGGAUACCUAUGAGGUCCUCCCAUCGGACAAUCGGGAUGUGAAACUCUAUGAGCGGUUGGUGGCCUUAAAAAAGUAUGAUAAGGAUAUGAAGAUAUUUAUUGCUUUGGGAGGUUGGACGUUUAAUGAUCCAGGACCGACAGCGACUAUUUUCUCCGAUCUAGCAGCCUCAGAAGAGAAGCAGAAGAAGUUCUUUAAAUCAUUGGUUUCCUUCAUGUCAACAUAUGGCUUUGACGGCGUGGAUCUAGACUGGGAAUAUCCCGAGGAUAUUGAUCGGAACGGACGGCCCCAGGACUAUAAGAACUUCCCUAAGUUUAUGGCCAACCUUAAGAAGACUCUAAAUCAGACUCCUGGUCGCAAUGAGCUUUCUAUUACACUUCCCGCCUCUUACUGGUAUUUGCAACAUUUUGACCUUAAGGCCCUGUCCAAACAUAUCACGUUCUUCAAUAUCAUGUCCUAUGACAUGCAUGGAACAUGGGAUCAGGGAAAUAAGUGGACUGGUUCAUACUUAAACGCGCACACUAAUCUUACCGAGAUCAAAAACUCUUUAGAUCUACUGUGGCGAAAUGAUGUCGACGGCGGACAAGUGGUCAUGGGCCUUGCGUUCUACGGCCGGGCCUACACUGUCAAGGGCUGCAUGGAUCCCGGAUGUGUGUACGCUUCCGGAGGAACUGCCGGGGUUUGUAGUCACGAAGCCGGAGUCCUCCUUAACAACGAAAUCGUUGAGAUUAUUCGGGAGAAAGAUCUAAAGCCAAAGCUUUAUAAGGAUGCCGCAGUCAAGGUGGUUCACUGGGAUGACCAAUGGGUGUCCUAUGACGAUCGAGAGACCCUAGGCAUAAAAGCUGAGUUUGCUCGCACCCAGUGUCUCAGCGGAGUGAUGGUGUGGGCCAUCAGCCACGACACCGAUACUGCAGACUUUUCGCACGAUCUGGCUAAGGUAACCAACCGCCAGGUGACGCUGCAGCGUCAGGAGAAGGACGAAGAAGAUUAUAUUACGGAGAAAAUGACUAUCAACCAAUGCUAUUGGAGCAACUGUGGCGCGCCCUGUCCUGCGAACUGGAAGAUGAUCAAGCGCAUCGACAAGUGGAGCCGCAAGGAUGAGUACAUGAUGGAUAGCACUGCCUGCCAUGGCGCAGGAACUCGCUCUUUCUGCUGUCCGCCCGAGAGCAUCCCUGAAUGUGGCUGGUACUCACAUAACAAUGGUAACUGUAAAAGCGGUUGCCCUAGUGGCAUGAUUGAGAUCGGCUCGACUCAAGCCGGAUGCAAGCACGAAGAGCACCAGACAGCCUGCUGCACGGUUAAGGAUAGUUCUAGCAAGGCACUUGCCAGCAUGAACCUGUAUGAUACGUGCGAGUGGGCUUCGUACCCUCAAUGCGAUAAAGGCGUGUGCAGUGGUUCCAAAAGCACUGUGCUGGGAGCCUCGGGAACGGGUAGUGGAGAUGUAUAUUGCUACCCUGGUGACUUCAUGGGCCCUGAAUGGCCCAGACGACAUCUGACUGAGCGCAAGUACUGCUGUAACACGGAGGACAAGACAAGCAGGUUUGAGAACUGUGAGUGGUUCAAAGGCUGGGGACUGGUAUCUGGGGGUCAGCGAUGUGCCUCAGGUUGCCCUCCGGGUAAGAUGCGCGUGGCCAUGGACAGUUAUAAUUGGGGCUGCUACAAAAGUGGUGCCCGGGCGUACUGCUGUGACCCUGUAUCAUAUACCGAGGUUAAAACCCCAUCAGAACACCUACAGGCUUUCUCCAAGGCGAUUAAUAAUUGGCUGUCGACCCCAUCGUGUACAGAAGAACCCACGCUCGAGGGCUCACUCGAGAAGCGGGCAGCAGGCUGCAAGACUAAGCACUACAAGGCGUAUGCCGAUGCAUGGGAUGUUGUGAAGAAAUAUUUCCCGCAUCUCGGUGCGGACGACCUGUUGCCCUGGAUUCACUCGAAUAAAACCUAUCCAGAAUAUAAAUCCAAUGGCCCGAGGAAAACUGCCAAAUACAUCGUUGAGUUCCCAGCCAUGUGGAAUGAAAUGGUAGGUGAAACUGACAGAACUAUCUGGUGUCUAGAAGAUCUCUGUGACCAGGGAGAGUUCUGUAAUAGCGACGCUGAAGAGCACGAUCCCGCCUUGACCCAGCGCGAGGUCCAAUGGAACGAGCAGCGAGAUGUCCUCGUUCGUCUUGAGAAGCGCGCCAAAGCGAAAAAGCUGACAUUCGAAUGUAAGGAUAAAGAUGGUACGGUACAUAAGGUCACAUACACCCGCUCGGCAUACCCUGGGGGUAGUGAAUGGGCCCUGACGACCGCCGCGGCUAGGCAGGCUGUUGAUCUUGACCAAAGAGAGAUGUGUGUAAACACGCGUGUUCGCGAGAGACCGUUACGAGAAGGCGAGAAUGUUCCUCACAAUGUACAGUUGAACACGGAACAUGUUAUCGAAAUCAAGUUAAUUAAUGAAUUCCUGGAAUGGGCGCAGAAUGACCCCAAAUGCGAUGUGGAUUGUGACCUCAUUGUUAACUUCCUUAAUAAGGAGGUGAUCAUAAACGCGCCUUCUGUGCCGGGAGGAACGAAUCCCAAGAUGCCGCUGAACCGCAUUAUGGAAGAGCUUGGUAGCAUGAACAACAGAGAUGUCUUCCGCCUUUUAAGGGAGAGUGUUAACAGGGUGAAAGGUGAUCUCUGGGGCCUUAAAAACCCCCCCGGCCCAGACUCGAAGUAUCAUGACUCCUGGGAUAACAUGAUAUCGAGAGGAGAUUACCGCAGUACAUUACAGAUGUUGCGAAAUACUAUCGCGGUGUUCCGCUACCAGAACAAUCCCGCUGUCCGAAGACGCUUCCAGAUGGUCUUUAAUGGCAUUACAACUGAGCUCCGCCGGACUUCCGAAGCGUAUAAGGCAGCUACCGGAAAGGACGUUAAUUUGGAGGAUUGCUGGCGUAGGUUCUUUCAGGAACGCAUUGAUCAGACUGUGAGAAAUGCCCGGGAUUUCGUGAGAGCGGGUAUUCAUGAGAUGAGGCAGAGGUGGCUUCCGUCGAGGAAUCCUAAUGAUGAGAACUGGGUGAAUCUCUGUGUCCAGCUGAUCGAGCUUUUGAAUUCGUUGCAGAUGGAUUCGCUUAGGUAUAUCUUUAUGGAGGGGUUUAAGUAG